CAAAGUGGCUGUGAAGAUGUUGAAGUCCGACGCAACAGAGAAGGACCUGUCAGAUCUGAUCUCAGAGAUGGAGAUGAUGAAAAUGAUCGGGAAACACAAGAAUAUCAUCAAUCUGCUGGGGGCAUGCACACAGGACGGGCCUCUGUAUGUCAUCGUGGAAUACGCCUCCAAAGGCAACCUUCGGGAGUAUCUGCAGGCCCGGAGGCCUCCUGGGCUGGAAUAUUGCUACAUCCCCAGUCAUAACCCCGAGGAACAGCUGUCCUCCAAAGAUCUGGUAUCCUGUGCCUAUCAGGUGGCCCGGGGCAUGGAGUAUCUUGCCUCUAAGAAGUGCAUACACCGAGACCUGGCUGCUAGAAAUGUCCUGGUGACAGAGGACAAUGUAAUGAAGAUCGCAGACUUUGGCCUAGCCCGAGACAUUCACCAUAUCGACUACUAUAAAAAAACCACCAAUGGCCGGCUGCCUGUGAAGUGGAUGGCACCUGAGGCAUUGUUUGACCGGAUCUACACCCACCAGAGUGACGUGUGGUCUUUUGGGGUACUCUUGUGGGAAAUCUUCACUCUGGGCGGCUCCCCAUACCCUGGUGUGCCUGUGGAAGAACUUUUCAAGCUGCUGAAGAAGGGUCAUCGGAUGGACAAGCCUACUAACUGUACCAAUGAACUGUACAUGAUGAUGCAGGAUUGCUGGCACGCAGUGCCCUCUCAGAGGCCCACUUUCAAACAGCUGGUGGUCAGGGGACAAGACUUGGAGUUGCAUAUCCGAAGGGCGUGUAUGAUGUUGGCUUGCCAUCCCACAAGACCCUUUUUCAGAUUCAAGCAGAACGCAUUCUGA
Microtus oregoni (creeping vole) is the source of this 829-nucleotide messenger RNA. Its product is annotated as fibroblast growth factor receptor 1-like. Gene Ontology annotation, molecular function: fibroblast growth factor binding; ATP binding; fibroblast growth factor receptor activity. Gene Ontology annotation, biological process: protein phosphorylation; multicellular organism development; positive regulation of kinase activity. Gene Ontology annotation, cellular component: signaling receptor complex. The record is from RefSeq and is a predicted model, not a curated record. NCBI's taxonomy places the organism in Eukaryota, Metazoa, Chordata, Mammalia, Rodentia, Cricetidae.